This is a messenger RNA of Phytomonas sp. EM1, 1054 nucleotides long. The record is from the annotation of a GenBank genome assembly. Lineage: Eukaryota; Euglenozoa; Kinetoplastea; Trypanosomatida; Trypanosomatidae.
CGCUUGUGGUGUGAUUUUAUUACACGCCUUUAUGUUUCGACGCACAUAUAUCGUGCUCAAGAAGGGUUGGACGCACAAUCCUGGUCACACGCGUCGAGGUGGGAAAAACCUAGCGUGGCGACCAAAAAUACCGGAGGAAAAGUUAGAACAAUUUGUGCCCCUUGAUUUGGUGCAUCCUCGACGACAUCCCAACAAUUGGCAGGAGAGGCAGUUCAAUCUCCUUGGUUACACCAAGUGGCCAAAGGAGAUUGGGUUUUAUAACGCGGGAGAUAACUUUGAGCUAACCCCCGAGGCGUCCUGGCGUUUGUACCUGAAGGCGUGUGAUGAGCCCUGGUGGGGGCGACUGCAUAAUGAAAAGGUUAUUAUUCACUUGCUACCAAAGGUAGAGAAGGAUCCUAAAACUCAUAUGGAGCGAGUUAACCAUAUCUUUAGACACCAUCUAAAGCGCUUCGGUGCGGACCACUACAUUUACAACGCUGUCAUGCAGGCUGCCGCGUUUGCCAAGGAUUUCGAUCGCUGUGAGCACUUAUUUAGAGAGAUGCGGGAUGUUGGCCUGGAGCCUAACGCUCAAAGCUACAUCAACAUGAUGCUGGCUGGAAAGCUUUCCGGAAAAUCCCGAGACGACUGUGAGACGUAUUUCAAAGAAGCUGUCAAAAAGCAGGCCAUCUUUGCUGUGAUGCGAAUAGACGUGGAGUUCAGCAUGUGGAUGGAUCAGCUGGAUCGUCUUGGUUCAUUCACCGCCGGGAGUGGCUAUCUGAGCGUGAACGAAGAAGGCGCCAAACCGAUGCCGAGGGAUAUGUGGGCGUUGUGGGGAUGGCAUAAGUCGGAGGGAAAGUUUAUCAGUCGUAAGGCCCACAUUAUGAACCAUGUACGCUGCCGGGUGCACGGUGGAAAGCAGCUUAUCGGUACGGUCUACUCAAAAAGGCGCCGACAGCCGUGGGCGUUGUAUAACGGCCUGCUACCAAAGGACUUUAAGGGUCCCGCGUACCGCCCACCCAUCACCUUUACGCCUCCAUCUGUUUAUAGUAGUGAAGUUGCAGGAAAGAGCUAUUAG